CAUUCAAGAGAUCUGCGUAGUCCUUCCUUUGAGGCUAAGCUGAUGUGAUCUACCUUCAAAUCAAAGAUGAUAAACAAUUAAGACCUUUUAAUUACUUUUCACCUAAUAAGGAGAGGAAGUCAAAAUUUGGAAGGAAAACCCCUAGUACUUCCAAUUUCUUCAGGCCGAGUCAUAAACUAAAAGGUUUUGACACUGUAGUUGGAAGUCAGAAAAUAAUUCCCUCAUUUAAGGUGAUCCCUCCAGUAAGGGCUACACUUGCACAGGUGUGUGCUAGCUUGGACCACACCCUGAGUAUUGAAGAUUUUAAGGAUAAAUAAAUUUAUUGACAAAGGAGCCUUUUCAGAAGUGCUUGUGGCAGAAUGUGUCAUAAACGACCAAAAAUAUGCAAUUAAGAUGAUCAGCAAGAGCAAGAUGAAGAAUCCUGCAUUUAAGAAGUGCAUUGAGAGGGAGCUUGCCAUCCUUCCUAAGCUCAAGCACAAGAACAUUGUCCAAUUUGAAGCGGAAUUUGAAGAUGAUGAGAAUACUUAUAUAGUCAUGGAGUACUGCAGCAAGGGCAACCUUAGAAAUUACCUGAAUAAAAAUACUGCAAUUAGCCUCGAUCUGAUCAAAUUCUGGAUGUCAGAGAUGAUCAAUGCUUUAGUAUAUAUCAGCAAGUUUGAAAUCGUACAUAGGGACAUCAAGCCUGAAAAUAUCUUAUUUAGCGAUGAUUUCCAUGUCAAAAUCUGUGAUUUUGGAGCAGCUAAAUAUUACUCAAAGGAAGAAGCCAAGGAAGUUUAUGAAAACGAGAGUAACUCAGAUGAUAGUGAUUCUGACUCUGACUCUGAUUCAGACUCAGAUCAUAAGCAGCAAGGUAUUAAGAGACUCGACUCAGAUAAAGGGAUGCAUCUAAGUCUUGUAGCCACUGAGGCAAAGCACACAAAAAUAGGCACAGCUUGUUACAAAUCUCCAGAACAAAUAUUAGGAAAGCCUCCUUGAUUUGGAACCGAUCUCUGGGCAGUAGGAUGCAUUCUCUACGAAAGUAUUACCGGAAAGUUUCCAUUUGGCUCUGCAAGGUCCAUUGACUGUGAGGAUAAUAUCUUGAAUUGCGAUUACGCAUCUUCUCUGCACUCAAAAAGUGGAAAGUUUAAAGAUGCUUUCGACUUAAUAGCCAACAUCUUUAAGAAAUAUCCCAUCAUGAGGCUUGGAGGAGGACCCAAGGGGUCUGACUUGGACUUCCCUAGUAUGAUAAGCCAUCCAUUUUUCAAUGGGAUAAGCUUUGGAAAGUUGAAGUAUCUUUCACCACCGCUUGAGGCUGUCUGAAAAAUCAGCACAGAGGCACAAAAUCAAGAUGAAGAUGGAACAAUAGAAAGCAGUUCAAGUGAUGAGGAAAUGGAUGAAAAUCAUGUCCAAAAGCCUUCCUGAUUCGUCACUCAAAAUUUUGUCCCUAAGCUCUCUCCAGAGAACAGUCUCGGAGUCACCAAGUCGGUUGGUAAUCUUAUGAAUGCAUCUCGAAGUGAAUGUGGGGAUUUCUGUUCACCAAUUAAGAUGGGGUCGACAAGAAUUCCUGCUAAGGAAAAGUCUGACCCUUGUGGGAUGUUGAACAAAUCCAAUUUUUAAAGAUACUUCAAAGCCCUGAUGUCCUAGAAUAGAUGAAUUUUCUGUUCACCACAGCAGAUAGGUAAUCUU
Molecule: messenger RNA, 1665 nt
Organism: Moneuplotes crassus
Lineage: Eukaryota; Ciliophora; Spirotrichea; Euplotida; Euplotidae
Source: the annotation of a GenBank genome assembly